UCCGCGACGGACUGCUGCUGUCUGUGAUCUUGGAGGGUUAAACACGUUAAGCGAUUUGUGUUCGUUCAAAACGUAAAGAAUGGUCGCAAAGAAUGUAACCUCAUGUAACCAAAUUCAGCAUAUCACCACUGCACGAAAUCGGAGCAUCGGAGAACGAGGAUUCACCCCGAGAUUAGCCGUGGAGGAAGACAGUGGACGCGUGUGGAUGUGUUGACAUGCUUAAGAUUUUACGAGUCAGCUAUUUCACUUCAUGCUAUGACAUGUUGAGGAGCAGGAGGGGAGGAGAUGAAGGACCAGAAAAACCGGUAAGCAGCUGGGACCCAGAGAGAGUAUGCGAAAGGAGGAGGAGAUUUCAGCCCGGACAGAAAAACCAUAAGACCUGUGAGGAGGAAGAAAGGAGCAACAAAAAGACAUGAAGAGUAAGGAGAAAAACAUUUGAGGUGAAAUUCAGAUUUUCAUGGAGAAAACAUAAAGGGAAAAGAAGAUACAGUAUUUGUCAAGGCAAUUUCUAACUAGUAGCAUUACUUUUUUUAAUGACAUUGCAAAAUACAAACACACCUGCAGUCAACAGUCAUCUAAGGACACUCUCUCUGAUUCUCAAUUUUAAUUCACGUAAACUUUCAAUACCAAACAUUUGCAUGCAGCACAACUGCCAUCUGCCUUUUCUAACUGCAGUGCAGGCAUUGGAGAUCCCAAGAGUAUCUGCUGCACUUGUUCUAUGUAGGACUAUGGAAGAAGGUGCAUCCUCAUGGUUUGUCAAAUUUUGUCUCCAGAGUGCCAGGUGAGGGGCAUGUUACCCAGCUUGUUACAAGGCCGGCGGUUCUACUGCCGUGAAUGGGCCCUCGAGAAGCUUCAAAAAUGUCUAGAGGCACGAGAUGCCACCAAGGGAGUGGAGGGAACGGUUCAUGCCUCUCCAGGGGUGCUAGUGACAGGGGGCCCUGGAACCGGUAAGACGGCCCUCUGCACAGAGCUGGUUUGGCCCCAGUCAGAAGCAUGCAGGGCAGCAGACUUGGCAUCACGGUGUCUGGCCUGGCACUAUUGCCAGCGGGAAGAUGCAAGCAGUAUUGAGGUGUGGAGAUUUGUACUGGGGCUAGUUGAACAGCUGAAGGAGAGCCCACUUCUCGGACCAAAUUAUGUAAAAGUGAUAAGCAGUCCUGCCAUUGCUGCUGUCCUGGAGCCCCUUUACUGCCAAAGAGCACCUGAUGACACUUUUAAAAGGGCAGUAUUAGAGCCUCUCUUGUCCUUGAAAACACCACUUCACAGUGUGUUUAUAGUGGUGGAUUCAGUGGACUUGGGGUGUUGUGGAGGUGAUGGGGAUGAAGAGGGGUUGACAUCAGGUGCUGCAACAACUCAGAGUUCCUCUAUUGUUGAGCUUCUGCUGAAACACAUACAGCUCCUGCCCCACUGGAUCUUCCUGGUCUGCUCUGCACGCCGUCAGAGCAAAACAAUUUGUAAGAUGUUCUCAGGUUUUCGGAAGUUGUGUCUGGAUGACUUAAGGAAACCUGCGACUGUACGAGAUGUACAGCAAUAUAUCCUGAGGAGACUUGACCAGGAUGGGGCUCUAAGAAGACAGCUUACACCAGAGACUGCUGAAAUGCUAAAUCUUUUGCACAUCAAAAGUGGUGGCUGCUUCUUGUUUCUUGAACGGGUACUAGAUGGUGUUGCUCAAGGUCUAGUAGGACUUAGAGAAAUUCGGGACAUUCCGGGCACAUUGAAUGGCCUUUACCUUUGGCUCUGUCAACGACUCUUUCCUCGAAGACUGUUUGGUUAUAUCAGGCCUUUAUUGAAUAUCCUUUUGGCAUCUCCAAAACUUUUAACAGCUGAUGAGCUCUACACUAUUGCCAAAAGCCGUGAUUUCUACCUUUGGCUCGGAGACUUUAAGUCACAGAUGGCAGCUCUGGCUCCUCUGUUUGUAGAUGGCCCUGGGGGCAGUAAACUCCUCUUUCACAGUAGCUUUGCAGAAUGGUUAUCUGAUGUUAAAUACUGUACACAAAAGUUUCUGUGUUGUGUGAAGGAUGGACACCUUUCUUUGGCCAUGGCCCUCUCUUUUCGAGCCAGUAGUUUAGGUACAGAAGAGACAUGCCAGCUGGCCCACCACCUCAUCAACAGCAGAGUCCAUAUAGGGGAACCAGCACUUUUGGCAUUGUGGUUACUAUGGACUGGGGUUCCAGCUCUAAGUAUUGUCACAAAUUACUGUUCUGCUAAUGUGCCAACACCACCUCAUACUUCUCAAACACCUGUAUUGGUUCAGCAAGAUGUAUUACAGCUCUUAAUGAAAAGUGGAAUUUACUCUGCAACCAGUUCUCCAAACAAGAGUUCUAGUGUGCAUGUUCACUGUGUCGGGGGAGGAGGCAGGAUUGUUCAGCAGGUAUUGCAAAGGGUGGACUCCGUGAAAGCACUUCUUGACAGUGGUGUUAGUGUAAACCAUACAGAUCCAUCAGAUGGACGGACUUUAUUAGCAGCUGCAGCUCAUGCUGGACUUGCAGAUGUAGCUGCAUUACUGUUAGGCCGUGGGGCAGACUCUUUGCUGAAAGACACCCAGGGACAGACAGCUCUAACACUUGCUGCCAGACAAGGUCAUGUGAAUGUACUGCAGGUUUUGCUGGACUGGGUCCAGGAGCAAGGGAGUAAAAGUCCUGUUGCUCAAGCCCUGCUGGAGCAUUCAGACAAUGAAGGAUGGACCGCAUUGCGCUCUGCUUCAUGGGGUGGACACAAGGAAGCUGUGAGACUGCUUCUGGAAGCAGGGGCAGAGGUAGAUGGCUGUGAUUCAGAUUGCCGGACAGCCUUGCGAGCAGCUGCUUGGGGUGGUCAUGAGGAAAUCCUAUUAACCCUUCUUCAUCAUGGAGCUGAGGUAGACUGUUCAGACAGUGAAGGCCGUACUCCACUAAUAGCUGCAGCCUACAUGGGUCACAAAGAGGCAGUGGAGAUCCUGCUGGAUGCUGGUGCUGAUGUUAAUUUUGCAGAUGGGGAUGGCAGGACUGCACUCUCUGUUGCUGCCUUAUGUGUGCCAUCAGCAACUGGAGGACGAGGACAUGGAGAGGUUGUUAGCCUUCUGCUGGAGAGAAAUGCUAAUCUAGAACAUAAGGACAGAGAUGGAAUGACCCCUUUACUACUGGCCGCGUACGAAGGGCAUGAGGAAGUGGUGGAACUUCUCUUGGAAGCUGGUGCUGAUGUGGAUGAAAGCUCUGGAGCUCAUCCCUCUGCUAUCACCCCUCUUCUUGCAGCUGCAGCUAUGGGGCAUGCUUGCACAGUCAACCGUUUGCUAUUCUGGGGGGCAGCAGUGGAUGGCAUAGAUGGAGAAGGCCGCACUGCUCUCUGCUUGGCUGCUGCAAGGGGUAGUGUUGAAGUUGUAAGAGCACUGUUGGACCGGGGUUUGGAUGAGAAUCACAAAGAUGACCUGGGCUGGACACCAUUGCAUGCUGCAGCUUGUGAGGGCCACAAAAGUGUGUGUGCAAUAUUGACAGAGCACAGUAGCAUGGCACGUGUAGGUGAGCUUGAUGUAGAAGGUCGGAGCCCUCUAAUUCUGGCAGCACAAGAAGGGCAUUGCAGCACUGUGAGGCUCCUUCUGGACCGCAAGUCGCACAUCGAUCAUCGUGCAUAUGAUGGACACUCUGCGAUCAGUGCAGCUGCUUUGCUGGGACUUAGGGAGAUUGUAGAGCUACUGAUACGUAGAGGGGCUAACACUGAUGUCCGAGAUGCUGAAGGAAGACCUCUUCUUUAUUUGCUAGUUCUGGAGGGCCAUUUAGAUAUGGCAGCCCUGCUCAUAGAAAAAGGUGGAGUCCCUUUAGGGUCAAGAGAUGUAGAAGGACGAACUGCCCUCCAUGUAGCAGCUUGGCAAGGAGACCUGGAGGGUAUUGAGCUGUUGUUGAAAUAUGGAGCUGACGUAAAUGCACAAGAUCUUGAUGGUCGUACACCUUUGCACUCUGUGGCAUGGAGGGGCCAUGCCGCUGCUGGCAGGCUGCUCCUUAGGUCUAAGGGUCUUGAUGUCAACCUGGCCUGCAAACAACAGGGUGCCACAGCACUUAGCAUUGCUGCUCAGGAGGGGCAUGCUGAAAUUGUAGCCAUGCUUUUAGAGAGAGGUGCGGAACCAGACAAUGUGGACUGUUAUGGUCGCAGCCCAGUAAAAGUAGCAGGAAAACAAGGUCAUUUUACUAUUGUGCGACUUCUGGAGAGCUAUGGAGCAAAGCCCUUUACAGGCCUCACACCAUUCUCACGCAGUUGUGCUCCCAACACUUUUUACCCUUCAUCAACAGUAAAAACCCAGGUGUCACUCAGCUCAAGAGAGAUGGGUGUCAAUGGAUUGCUACCUACUUCUUCGUCCUCAACCUCUGUUUCUGCCUCCUGUUCCCCUGCUUCCACAGCAGAGCAUUUCCACUCCAUGCCUGCCUCACAGACCUCGUCCUCCACAUGCCACUCCCUUGCCACAGCACAGACUGUACCUGCAGACAGCCUAAAUUUCAUCCAGCAGAUACAGCAACAUUCACUUCCUCGUUCCCGUAGUCGGCCUUCCACCUUGCCUCACGCUGGCUCUAAUCCUGCUAGUCUUCAGGGCAGAGCUUCAAGGCAUAAACAAAAGGCUUCACCCAAGGGCAGUCCCACACACAAACAGUGCAUCUUUAAUGAACUGCUGGUCUCAGACAAACCCUUAAAAGAACUUGGAUCAUCAGGGGAUGGUGACUGCCUCUUAGAACCUAAAACUCAUUACAUCAUAGAAAAUGUGAUGGAAAAGAGCCUCAAACACGCUGGAGGAGUAGACCUAAAAUGGAACUCAGUUAUGGCUUCCUUAGGAGUAAUGCCGAACCAAGAGGGCCCAAUUAGACAGACAAAAAAUAGGGAAAGCCCCCCUUUGGGGUAUCCACCUCUUCAUCUUCAAUCUCAUGCACAAAUAGAUAAUUGGGGGAGCAUUCAAAAGACAUCCACAUCUCCAACCACUGACCUUUCAUCUAUUUCCUCAGUUAGUGCCUUACCUGAUAAAACUGUGUUUAACAUGACAACUGACCCCCAGCUGAAUCUCAAACAGGCAAUUAAGCUGCAGUUUGAAGGGCCAACCAGUGCAGCACUUUACAAGCGAGAAACACCUCUCUGAGGUGAGACAUUAACUGAAGUGUCUGAUAUAGAAGACCAUUUGUUAUUUUUCAUGGAUAUUUAAAGUAUUUUAAUGUUUUUAUAAUUCACAUAUUUGGAUGUAUAGUAUGCAUAUAUGUUGCCUUUCAGGGAGUUGUCAGAUAUGCCAGAUGGAAGUGAAGUACAAUGUGCUUUGAGCUGCAGUCUUUAUGUUCUGCUCUUGGAAUGUCAGGAAUGCUAAUGACAACUUUGUCUGUUGUUGGAAAAUCUGAACAUUUAGGACUUCAAAGAGGUGAUGGUUGUAUGGGCAGUCACUGCACUGUGUGUGGGAAUUCUUGAGAGUAGAGUUGGAUGGCAAAUGAGAGUCAUAACACACUGACUUCCACCUCUCUCUAACCCAUUGACCCCAAAGCACAAAAGAAGGAGAGGAGAGACAGAGAGAGCCUGGAGGAACCUGAAUUCAAAAGAUCAAGCUGUGUACAUUCCAAAGCUUUUUCUCUUUAUCCCAUCAUAACAGAGAGCAGCUGUCACUCUCUCAUAGUCACACAUACAAUAACAGGAAAAUAUAUUUACUUUAAGAGGGACACUUGUGAAUAUGUCCUCUGUUGUAAUUGUGCAUUUGCAAAAGUCGCCAUACUUGUACCCCAGGGGUUUUCAAUUAAAGACAUUACUAAAUUGUUAUAGACAGUACAGAUAUUUCUUUUUGCAGUGUCAUUCACACACAAUGUGGUUCAAAAGUGCCAGGUAAUGAUAGAAAUUGCACUUUCAUUUUAUAUUGACGAAAAAUAAGAGCUAAUAAGAAUGAGGCCAACAUGUUAACACCUUUAUGGUAAAAUAUGUACAGAAGUACCCAGGAUCGGACUUGCUGGGCAAUAAGGGCUUCUUCAAAAGAACACCCAUGGAUACCACUACAAAAUGUUAACUGUUGCUUUGUGGCUUUGUUUGCCAGAUGUUAUUUGAUGACUUGAUCAGUAAUGUUUGUGUCUUUUAAAGAUGUGCAAAAUUUGAUGGACUGUUUGAUUUUUGGAUCUGCAUAUAUGUUACUACUUUUUUUUUACAUCUGUUCCAUCAUCUGUUGCUGAAUUGUGCUGUUCUGUAUGUUGACAUUGUAAUGGUUUCUUUUUCCAUUGUGGUGCUGUGAAAUUAGGAUUAGACUGAAAACAAUUGAGAUGUGACCAAUCGUGCGUUGCCAUGUCACUAAAGCUGUUUUAUCCAGCAUGGUUCUUCUGAGUACUGUUAGCUAACUGUGUUGACAAAUCCAUGCAUGGAACAGUUUAUCAAGCUGUACCAAACCGCAUUCUGAUGGAAAUGCUACUGAUGCCUUUACCAUGAUCUGCAUCAUUUGCCCUGAUGAAAUGAAUCUUAAAUUUACCAGGAGCUUGAGUUUUUCAUUCACACAUACUGUUUUGUCAACAGUGAAUCAUUUACCUAUCAGCCAGGCAGAUGUAAGAUUUUAAAUUGCCAGUUGGGGCAAUGGGAUGAAGAGAGUAAGUUACUGUUUGAGAAGCAAAAGACAAAAAGGUAUUGAGAAAGGAAGGUAUGUGUGAUCUCAUGCUUAUUAGAGGACAAGUAGUGUUGAGUGGAAGGAUAAAAACUGUGGUCACAAAAACCUUCUAGGAAACAAGAUGGGAGAGAGUGAUGUGAAUUUAACACUUCACCAUAGGUAAUAUAUCAUGUUUAUACUAUUUUGUAUGUUACAUUUUAUUAAGAUGCACUAAUUAAAACAAUGUUUAUGAUUAAACU
Molecule: messenger RNA, 6807 nt
Organism: Xyrauchen texanus (razorback sucker)
Lineage: Eukaryota; Metazoa; Chordata; Actinopteri; Cypriniformes; Catostomidae
Product: ankyrin repeat domain-containing protein 50-like
Exons: 5
Coding region: 749-5086 (1445 amino acids)
Molecular function (GO): protein binding
Source: RefSeq, a predicted model, not a curated record